AUGGCCUCCCACCGCAUCGGCGCGCGCGUCGCGGGCCUCUCGCCAGCGCAGCUGUGCGCCAUCAUCGAGGCGCAGGCGGGCGCGAGCGACGCCGCGCUGCGUGUGGCGGACGAGCACGCCACACGGCUCGUGGAGCAGCCCGAGUGGGUGCUCUCCGAGGUCCUCCUCUCGCCGGACCUCGUACCGCACAUCCUCGCCCAGCUGCCGACCAAGGAGCACGCCAUCAAGGGGACGUGCCGCGCGUGGCGCCGCGGCUGGAAGGAGACGCUGAAGAAGCGCGAGAGGCCGCGCCUGACCGCGCGGGUGCGGCGGCGGGCGGGCCGAGGAAUCGGCAUCGGGGUUUCGCGCGGCCAAUUUCACGCGACACACCGAACAACAAUGGACGCGAUUGAAGAGGACGCGGCAGCAGCCGAAGCGACCGCAGCUGCGAGUCGGGAGCGCGACCUCCGGCGCCUGGCGCGGGCGGGCGCCCUCGGCGAGAUCCAGGAGCUGAUAGGACAGCGAGUCAAUGUCGAUGCGGCUGACUCGAAAGGCACCACCGCCCUCAUGAAUUGCGCCGAGGCCGAGGGGCAGAGCGGCGUCGCUGUGCUGCUGGGUGCCGGCGCCGACCUCUCAAUCCAGAGCGAGAUGGGGCAGACGGCGCUCAUGUGGGCCGCACGGCACGGCAAGGCUUCGCUCGUCGAGACGUUGCUGGUGGCCCAUGCCGACCCGCAUGUCUAUUGCCACAAGGGCCGCUUCCGCGCCAUCGACUAUGCGCGCUUCCUUGGGCACGCAGCGGUGCUCGAGGCGUUCAACGAGCCCGACUGGGUCGGCUGGCUGCCCCCGCCUCUGCGCGCUACGGCCGUCCACGCCGUCCGGAUGGUGCCGGUUGGCAGUCGGAUCUGGGGCAACCCGAUGCUCUUGUCCGCGCUCGUUGUCGCCGCCCUCCGCCUCGGCCUGCAUUGGGCCUUUGGCUUGCUCAGCGAGAGAGCGACGGCCAGCUGA
This is a messenger RNA of Emiliania huxleyi CCMP1516, 984 nucleotides long. RefSeq lists its product as hypothetical. Gene Ontology annotation, molecular function: protein binding. The transcript is spliced from 9 exons. The coding region runs from base 1 to 984 and encodes 327 amino acids. The record is from RefSeq and is a predicted model, not a curated record. NCBI's taxonomy places the organism in Eukaryota, Haptophyta, Isochrysidales, Noelaerhabdaceae.